Molecule: messenger RNA, 2225 nt
Organism: Schistocerca nitens (vagrant locust)
Lineage: Eukaryota; Metazoa; Arthropoda; Insecta; Orthoptera; Acrididae
Product: membrane-associated tyrosine- and threonine-specific cdc2-inhibitory kinase
Exons: 10
Coding region: 67-1251 (394 amino acids)
Biological process (GO): protein phosphorylation
Molecular function (GO): ATP binding; protein kinase activity
Source: RefSeq, a predicted model, not a curated record
CUCCGCUAAACAAAUGACAGUGAGUCGACAGACGCUGUUGUGGGCAGGAGCAAGCAUAAGUAAAAAAUGGAGAAAUACAGGAGGAAGACCGCAGAGGACCUUAUCAAACUGCUCGUACCACCUAAACCGUCAAGACGAUCGUCAGGCAGGCCAGUGGCACCAGCUGGAGCCAGUGUGUUAUCUUAUCAGGAGGGCAACUCCAAGCGCCUGAGUACAUUGUACGAUCCCAACUGUGCGGAUUCAUACUUUUAUCAGUGCUUCUCUAAUCCAUUAAAAAUUGGAGAAGGCUCAUAUGGUAUUGUAUACAAAGUGAUAAGCAAAGAGGAUGGUGCGACAUAUGCUGUGAAGAAGUUCAAGAAUAAGAUAAAUAGUGAGUCUCAGUGGAAGAAAUAUGCAAGAGAAAUAAGGAACCAUGAACUGAUUCCAUGCCAUGAAAACAUUGUUAAGCUGUAUGUUGCUUGGCAAGAGGCAGAUUAUAUAUAUAUGCAGAUGGAAUGGUGCCAAGAAACUCUAGAACAUUUUGGUGUCAGAUGCUUCCCUAUUCCAGGGGAAACACUUUGGAGUAUUCUGUUGGAUGUAACACUGGGUUUGAAACACCUGCAUGACAAUGAUUUACUGCACAUAGACAUCAAACUUGAAAAUAUAAUGAGAAGUUCUACAGGAUGUUGGAAAAUAGGCGAUUUUGGCCAUCUUAUUGACUUAUCCCAGGGACCAAUUAAAGAUGUAACAGAAGGUGAUGCAAAAUACCUUGCGCCUGAAUUGUUACUUAAUAACUGUCCUGUAACAAAGGCCGCCGACAUAUUCAGCUUAGGAAUAUGUUUCCUCGAGUUGUCAUGCAAUAUAUUGCUACCAUCACAAGGCGACUUAUGGCAUGAGCUCAGAGAAGGCAUAUUUCCUGUCGAAGAAGCUAAACAUUUGACUGCUGAAUUAUAUUGCCUAAUAAAAUCAAUGAUGCAUCCAAAUUUCAAAGAGCGUCCUAGUGUGAAUGAUAUUUUGCGUGCACCGAACCUGAGGAAGUUGUACGAGAUGAAGACACCACCUCCAACAGUGAGUGCAACUCGAGGUAUGUCAUCGUGUCGUUUACAGAAGAAAUUGAGGACGUAUGCUUCCUGUGAUUCCAUCACUCGUAACGAAGCAAGUGAGGUGCAACAUGACACCUCAUAUGCAGCAACUGGAAGAAGACCACAGAAAAAGAAGGAAAGUAGCAGCCAAGAAUUUGCUGUCCUAUUUGAACACAAACUAACAAACUAAAAGCUGAAUAUUUUAGUACAACAUACUAGUGCUGUGGCUGUGAUUGAGAUACUGAAAGGAAAUCUAAUUUCUUACUCUUCUGAUGUGCAGUAUAAGAAACUUUUGUAACAUAAUAUGUUUGGGCAAUUUUGCCCAUUUUACCAUAUAAAAUGGAAGACUGUUCUGUAUAUAUAAGAUGUUUAUUAUUAUUAUUAUUAUUAUUAUUAUUAUCAACUUUAAUUUCUAAAUUUACAUUUUUAUUAAAAAUGUGUUGCUAUUGUUAAUUUUGCUACUUCAGUUUAUCAUAUUGCCAAACAAAAAUAAUGUGUUCAUAAACUUUGGUGAUCUCGUGUGUGUGUGUGUGUGUGUGUGUGUGUGUGUGUGUGUGUGUGUGUUUUUUUUACUGUUAUGCUCAGAAAUUUUUGUGUGUUUAAGAGGCUCUAAUUUGACUUAAUUGCCAUUUCUCCAAGAUGUAGGUUAAGUUGUUCUACUUGUACUUCCUCUCUUUGAUAGCUGUUAGUUAUAAAUGUUGUACCUUCAUAGUACAUACAGUUUCUGUACCUGUAACAUCUAAGUUUCUUGCUUAUAUCCGUUUUGGUCACUGUACUAUUCUUCCAGUGCUCACACACAUUCUCUCAAUUUUGUACAAAUAAAAUAUUGUUUGUAGUUUGUAACCACAGUGUGCCUUAGUCGGACUUUCACAUGUGACACCAGUAUGUAAGACUGAAUUAUAUAUAACUUGUCUUCCACAUAUGUCUAAAUUAUUAAAGUAAAUCUGGCAGACAUUAUAUUUGUAGGAAAGGUUUAUUUUAUAUAUAUAUACUCAUCUUGGAAAGGGAAGAACUGCUAUUUUUAAUAUUUAUGAAACUUUUGCACUCCAUUUUAUAGUUUCUUGUAUUUUAGCUACUUUUUCAAGUGUGUGUUAGGAAAGAAAGGUUUGUAGUAGAAUAUUUCAUAUUACUUUAUGUACUGAAAUUAAUAUUUGUAUUUUUUUU